Messenger RNA from Columba livia (rock pigeon), 923 nucleotides. RefSeq names its product marginal zone B and B1 cell specific protein (gene MZB1). Gene Ontology annotation, biological process: regulation of B cell proliferation. The record is from RefSeq and is a predicted model, not a curated record. The coding region runs from base 50 to 631 and encodes 193 amino acids. Lineage: Eukaryota; Metazoa; Chordata; Aves; Columbiformes; Columbidae. The transcript has 4 exons. Gene Ontology annotation, cellular component: endoplasmic reticulum chaperone complex; extracellular region.
GGUUUAUAGCUGCCCCCCGCCGCCCCGGUGCUUUCAGCACUGCGGCAGGAUGCGGCCGGCGCUGGCAGCGUGGCUGGCCCUGGGCCUGCUGGUGGGGACGGGGGCCGAGGAGAUGUGUGGGGACCCCCCCAGCGCCCCAUCCCGCUCCAUCCCCGCGCCCCAGCUCAGCCCCGAGGAGCGGCUCUCGCCCCACAUGCCUGAAGCUCUGCGCUGUGACGCCUGCCAUGCCAUCGCUUUCCAGAUCGAGGAGCAGCUGCGCAGGGCGGAGGGGAAGAGGGGCAGGAAGGCACUGAGUGAGUCUGACUACGUGGAGGUGCUGGAGAGGAGCUGCUCGCAGGGCUGGGAGAGUUACGGGGUGCAGGAGCUGGAUGGGGAGAAGCGGCUGGCAGGGCCGGGGCUGCCUGGGCAGGAGCCCAUGAGCGUGAUGGUGACGGGGGGACCCUGGCCGGGCAGGCUGUCCAAGAUGUGCCACGGCUACGUGGGCGAGCGUGGGGAGGCGCAGAUCUACGGGGCGCACCGGCGGGGCCCGGCCGCGCUGCGGGACCUGCUGUGCCAUGGGGACAAGGGAGCCUGUGCCCACGGCAAGGCCGGGGGCCCGGCCCCCCCCAAGGCGCUGCAGAACGAGCUGUAGCCCCAGCGCGGUUAAUGCUUAAUGCCCCGGCGACCUUCGGAGCUGACUUCGUCCCCAGGGAGAGCCGACGUGUAUGGGAGGUGGACACGGUGCUGGCAUCGCCUGUCACCGCCGGCACGAUGGUCCGUCGGUGCCUGGGAUGAUGCCAAUGGUCGCGGGUGCCGCCAGACUCCCGUGGGACAGGAAUUACUCUGUAACCCACCGGCUCUAAUGUUUGACUGCACAAUGCCCGUGGCGGGAGCGCCCCGGCCCCGUGGCGGUGCCAGCCCGAAUUAAAGCAGUUAAUAGCUGA